AUGCACUGGAUCCUCACUGGAAGUGACUGGGGCCUCGCUGGAAGUGACUGGGGCCUUGUUGGAAGUGACUGGGGCCUUGCUGGAAGCGACUGGGGCCUCGUUGGAAGUGACUGGGGCCUCGCUGGAAGCGACUGGGGCCUCGUUGGAAGUGACUGGGGCCUUGCUGGAAGCGACUGGGGCCUUGCUGGAAGCGACUGGGGCCUCACUGGAAGCGACUGGAUCCUCACUGGAAGCGACUGGGGCCUCACUGGAAGCGACUGGAUCCUCACUGGAAGCGACUGGAUCCUCACUGGAAGCGACUGGGGCCUCACUGGAAGCGACUGGAUCCUCACUGGAAGCGACUGGGGCCUCUUUUCUGUAUUAUUAUCACCAGAAAUUGCCACUUCUUCACCCGAGGGAUCAUCUUCUUCAUCUGUAGUUACUGCAGUCUCACCAGUGUCAGUUACUGUGCCAUCACUUCCAUAUACUGCUGCUCCUUCAGUAGACGUUACUACUCCUUCAGUAGAUGUUACUGCUCCUUCAGUAGACGUUACUACUCCUUCAGUAGACGUUACUGCUUCAGUAAUUACUGCUCCUUCAGUAGAAGUUACUGUUCCUUCAGUAGACGUUACUGCUCCUUCAGUAGUAGUUACUGUUCCUUCAGCAGACGUUACUGUUCCUUCAGCAGAACUUACUGUUCCUUCAGCAGAAGUUACUACUUCAGUAGUUACUGCUCCUUCAGUAGAAGUUACUGUUCCUUCAGCAGAAGUUACUGCUCCUUCAGUAGAAGUUACUGUUCCUUCAGUAGACGUUACUGCUCCUUCAGUAGUAGUUACUGUUCCUUCAGCAGAAGUUACUGCUCCUUCAGUAGAAGUUACUGUUCCUUCAGCAGAAGUUACUGCUCCUUCAGUAGAAGUUACUGUUCCUUCAGCAGAAGUUACUGCUCCUUCAGUAGAAGUUACUGUUCCUUCAGCAGAAGUUACUGCUCCUUCAGUAGAAGUUACUGCUCCUUCAGUAGAAGUUACUGUUCCUUCAGCAGAAGUUACUGCUCCUUCAGUAGAAGUUACUGUUCCUUCAGCAGAAGUUACUGCUCCUUCAGUAGAAGUUACUGUUCCUUCAGCAGAAGUUACUGCUCCUUCAGUAGACGUUACUGUUCCUUCAGCAGAAGUUACUACUUCAGUAGUUACUGUUCCUUCAGUAGACGUUACUGUUCCUUCAGUAGACGUUACUGUUCCUUCAGUAGACGUUACUGUUCCUUCAGUAGACGUUACUGUUCCUUCAGUAGACGUUACUGUUCCUUCAGUAGACGUUACUGUUCCUUCAGUAGACGUUACUGUUCCUUCAGUAGACAUUACUGUUCCUUCAGUAGACGUUACUGCUCCUUCAGCAGACGUUACUGUUCCUUCAGUAGACGUUACUGUUCCUUCAGCAGACAUUACUGUUCCUUCAGUAGACGUUACUGUUCCUUCAGCAGACGUUACUGUUCCUUCAGUAGACGUUACUGUUCCUUCAGCAGAAGUUACUGUUCCUUCAGCAGACAUUACUGUUCCUUCAGUAGACAUUACUGUUCCUUCAGUAGACGUUACUGUUCCUUCAGUAGACGUUACUGUUCCUUCAGCAGAAGUUACUGCUCCUUCAGUAGACGUUACUGUUCCUUCAGCAGAAGUUACUGCUCCUUCAGCAGAAGUUACUGCUCCUUCAGCAGAAGUUACUGCUCCUUCAGCAGAAGUUACUGCUCCUUCAGCAGAAGUUACUGCUCCUUCAGCAGAAGUUACUGCUCCUUCAGUAGAAGUUACUGCUCCUUCAGUAGACGUUACUGCUCCUUCAGUACUAGUUACUGUCAUUUCACCAGAAAUUGUUAUAUCAGCAGCUGAAGUUACAAGAGCUUCACUAUGA
Molecule: messenger RNA, 1875 nt
Organism: Procambarus clarkii (red swamp crayfish)
Lineage: Eukaryota; Metazoa; Arthropoda; Malacostraca; Decapoda; Cambaridae
Source: RefSeq, a predicted model, not a curated record